Messenger RNA from Sphaeramia orbicularis (orbiculate cardinalfish), 3558 nucleotides. RefSeq names its product neurofilament medium chain a (gene nefma). The record is from RefSeq and is a predicted model, not a curated record. NCBI's taxonomy places the organism in Eukaryota, Metazoa, Chordata, Actinopteri, Kurtiformes, Apogonidae. Gene Ontology annotation, biological process: axon development; intermediate filament bundle assembly. The coding region runs from base 169 to 2796 and encodes 875 amino acids. Gene Ontology annotation, cellular component: axon; neurofilament. The transcript is spliced from 3 exons. Gene Ontology annotation, molecular function: structural constituent of postsynaptic intermediate filament cytoskeleton.
UAUAAGGAGCAGACGAAGGAGGUCUCAGUCGCUGUGAGAGCCAUACACCCCUCACCUGCACACACACACAUAACACACACACACCCACACACACCUACACAGUCGCCUCCACCUCCUGCUCCGUUCCCUUCAUUCCUGCGCACACAUCCCCGCCGGUAGUCUGACCGGAUGAGUUACCCGGUGGACACGAUAGGAAGCCCCUUCAGGAGAGUUAUGGAUACUAGGACCAGCUACGGCUACAGCCGCUCCAGCGGCACCCCAUCCAGCGGAUUUCGCUCCCAGUCCUGGUCCCGGGCCAGUCCCGGUUCCACCAUGACCGCAUCUUACAAGAGGAGCGUGAACAUGCCGGUGUCCCGGGCAUACAGCUCCACGGUGCUCAGCUCCGCCGACAGCGUUGAUUAUAACCCCCCCCUCCUGAACGGAGACUACAAGAGAUCUAAUGAGAAGGAGCAACUUCAAGGGCUCAAUGACCGGUUUGCUGUUUACAUUGACAAGGUGCACUACCUGGAGCAGCAGAACAAGCAGAUCGAGGCGGAGAUCCAGGCACUGCGGCAGAAACAGGUGUCCCGCUCCCAGCUGGGAGACCUGUACGACCAGGAGCUGCAGGAGCUGCGCUCUAUGCUGGAGCAGAUCCACCAUGACAAGGCGCAAAUUCAGCUCGACACCGACCACAUCGAGGAGGACAUCCAGCGGCUCAGGGACCGUUUCGACGAAGAAGCCCGCAUCCGGGAGGAAACCGAGGCAAUAAUCCGUGUCCUGAAGAAGGACAUGAGCGACUCAGAGUUGGUAAAGUCUGAGUUGGAUAAGAAAGUUCAGUCUCUGCAGGAUGAGAUCGCCUUUAUCCGCAACAACCACGAAGAAGAGGUUAGCGACCUGAUCGCUCAGAUCCAGGCAUCUCAGGUCACCGUGGAGAGGAAAGACCUGCAGAAGGCGGACAUCACCGAGGCUCUGCGGGAGAUCCGCUGUGAGCUGGAAGGCCACUCCAACCAGAACCUCCAGCAAGUGGAGAACUGGUUCAUGUGCCGCUACGCCAAGCUCACGGAGGCUGCGGAGCAGAAUAAGGAUGCCAUUAAGUCCGCCCGUGAUGAGAUAGCCGACUACCGCCGGCAGCUGCAGUCCAAGACGGUGGAGCUGGAGUCCGUCCGCGGGACCAGAGACUCACUGGAGAGGCAGCUCAACGACAUUGAGGACCGCCACAACAGCGACCUGGCCAGUCUGCAGGAGACAAUUCACCAGCUGGACAAUGAACUCAAAAGCACCAAGUGGGAGAUGGCCCGUCACCUGCGCGAGUACCAGGACCUGCUCAAUGUCAAGAUGGCCUUGGAUAUUGAAAUUGCUGCAUAUAGGAAACUCCUAGAGGGAGAAGAGACACACUUCAGCACUUUCCCUUAUCGCCAUGCUGUCUCCUCCAAAAUUUCCAAGCCUAAAGAUGCUCCAAAGCUUAAAGUGCAGCACAAGUUUGUGGAGGAAAUCAUUGAGGAGACAAGGGUAGAAGAUGACAAGGCUGACAUUGAUGAGGAUCUAGCAGAGAUAGCACAAGAGCUGUCUUCCACUCAAGAAGAGGGAGGGGAAGAGGGAGAGGAGGGUGAGGAGGGAGGAGAAGGAGAGGAAGCAGAGGAAGCAGAGGGUGAAGGUCAGGAUGAAGGUGAGGAGGAGGAAGAAGCUGUAAGCGCCACUGAAGCCAAAGUUAGCUCUAGUGCUCCCAGUAAAGAGGAAGAAGAGGAGGAUGGAAAAGAAGGUGAUGAGGAAGAAGAGGGAGAAGGAGAGGGUGGAGAGGAGGAAGAGAAGGAAGAGGAGGGUGAGGGAGAAGGAGAAGAGGAGGGAGAAAAGGGGGAUGAUGAAGAGGGAGGCGAAGAGGGAGAAGGUGAGGAGGGAGGUGAUGAGGAGGAAGUUGAGGAAACAGUCUUGUGCUCCAAAGCUCCAGAGUCUAAAACCUCUCCUGCCAAAGAAAAAGCAGGAGACAAAGAGGGCAGUGGAGGAGAGGAGGAGGCAGAGGAGGGUGGUGCUGAAGAGGAGGGUGAUGAAAAGGAUGAAGAUGCAGGUAGUGACAAGGGAUCCAAAAGUGGAGAUGAGAAAGAGGAGAAAGAGGAUGUAGACAAAGGCAAAAAGGAAGAUAAUGAAAAAGAUGAGAAGAAGGGAAAAGAUGAAAAAGCAGAGGAAAAAUCUGAAAAAGCUGCAGCUAAGACAGAGGCUGUGAAAUCAGAAGCUGCUAAACCUGAGGCUAAGAAGGAAGAGGCUGCCAAGAAGUCAGAAUCCCCAAAGGCUGGCUCUCCUAAGUCUGAAUCACCUAAGCCUGAGUCUCCCAAAUCUGAAUCCCCAAAGCCUGCAUCUCCUAAAUCUGAAUCUCCCAAGGAAGGCUCCCCCAAAUCUGGGUCUCCAAAGCCGAGUUCCCCCAAAGCUGAGUCCCCUAAGAAGGAGAGCGCUAAACCUCCAAAGGAAGAGAAAUCAGAGAAAACAGAAGACAAGAAGGUAGAAAAGAAAGAUGUCGCAAUGAACGGCGACAUAGACAAGAGCAGCCCGGAUGAGAAAGACAAAAAAGACGAGGGUGACGUGAUCGCCAACGGUGUCGACGAGAGCCCGGUGAAGGAAGACGGCAGCCAGAAAGUGGUGAUCACCAAAACUGUGGAGACAAUCACUACUGGAGAAGAUGGAUCCAAGCAUGUCACCAAAUCAGUUACCACUGUGACGGAGACGGUGAAGGAAGUGGAGGAGGUGCAGCAGGAGAAGCUGGUCUCCACCAAGAAGACGGAGAAGCACUCCACCCAGGCCGUCAAGCAGGUGACCGAGGCCGAGUGAGUGGACGAAGACAAGGAGGAGGAGGAAGAGGAGGAAGGAUGGAGGGACCAGAGAAGAGGACACGAAGACAAGCAAUCAACCCCAGAACUAACAUAACAAAGAAAAUCAUACAGCUAGAGCGAUGUAUUAAAGAUAACCACUCUCAAACAUAUGAAACCAAUCAUAGAGAGAAGCCAAAACCUAAAUGCUAAAAACUUCAAAAAUGCAUGUUGAGUGAAAGCUUUAAAUGGGCUUCGCUGCAGAUGCGGCCAGGAGCAAGCGACUGAGACAUUUUCUUCUAUUUUUUCUUUCUUUCUGCAGUUCAUGGGUGAGCUCAAUGGGGGGAGGGAGGGGGGUUUCUGCAUGCUAGCUCAGGGGAGGGGAUUCAUGUCCUCUCUUAUGUGUAUGUACGGUAGAACUACACUGUAAAAAGAGUAAAUAUGUAAAAGGAAUAAAUGCACUGUGGGUGGGAGAGUGAGCGAUAUAUUAUUAGAGGUUUUUUGACUUUCAGUAAAGGGGAGUGGGGGACGCCAGGUGGGAGGGUCACAUGUUCUGCUGAAGAAGCCUUAAAUGACAUGUGAAGAUAUCAACUGAGCCAAAAAGAAACAAACAACAAGUACACAAAACACAGUGAAGAAAGACCAGGGUAGUGAUACGAUGAACACAUGAUCAUAUACAUCCAGUACCUGAAGCAGUUAAAGCUUAAUGAACCUGAAAACUACUAGCCUUAAACAUGCUUUCUAUCAGUGUCUGUUAUGUUUACCUGAGUGCAACUGAAAAAAA